GUGGAGUCUAGAAUAGCAUCUGGAAACCAUUCUCUAGUGCUUGAGUUAGCUUGGGGAAUAGGCAUCCUCUGUUCCUUAGGUUCUAGGCUGAUUUGUCUUUAGGAUUUCCAAACCUAAUCCAUGGAGAAAGGAUAAAUAAGUUUGUGCUGCAGUCCAUAAACAAAAAUGCAAAUCCCAGCUAAGCCCUGAAUGACUUUGUAAAAUACUAUGCUGUGAGCCUGACUAUAGCCUGGAGAUCACACAGGACUCCUGGCAGGCAGGGGAUCUGCACAGUGGUUAGAAUAUGGGGAUAGAUGAGAAGGGGCCUUCAUUUGAGAAGUUCUCAUUAGUUUUGUGAACUUCUCAAAGUCAGUUCUCUCUCUUCCUGCCUCUUAGGUCCUUUAUGAGAAAUGACGUUUCAGGGCCUCCUGAUUAGUUCUUCCUUUUGCUAGCUUUUCCAAGCCCAACAGGGACUUUUUUCUUCAGUACUAGGGAUUAAAUCCAGAGCCUCAUACAUAUUAGGCAAGCACUCUACUACUGUUACAUCACCAGCCCUUUUAAAAAUAUUUGAAACAGGGUCUCACUAAGUUGUCUAGGCUGGCCUCAAACUUAUUAUUCUUCUGCCUUAACUUGGAUUAUAGCUGGAAUUAUAAGUGUGUACCAGUGUACCUGGCCCAACUGGCAUCUUUUUACCUCUUUAAUUCUAAUUUCAGUUUUCUUUAUUUCUGGGGUUCUCUCAAAUUUAAGGCCAAGGUAGCUUGAGCCAGAGGAAUAGUUGGGAAGAGUCAGAAGUAUGGUACAUUGGAAAAUCUGACUUGUAGGACCACAGAGCUAAAUACAUCUGUAACCGUGUGUAUUAGUUAGGGUUCAGCCAGAACAGCAGAACAAGUAGAAGAUGUUUGUGUGUCUGUGAAGAGAUUUAUUGCUGAAAAGUGGCUAAUGUGAUUGUAGCUGGCUAGAUAAGUCUGAAAUUCACAGGGAAACCAUCAACAAGGGCAAGCUGGAACUCUCUGGUAUAGGCUGAAUGAAGCUGCAGUGCACAGGCAGAGAUUUUCUUCAUGAAACCUUCAGCUCUGCUUUUAAGGCCUUGGAACUGAUAAAGUCAAGCCCAUUCAUCCAUCAUCUAGGGUAAUCUCCCUUAUUUAAAGUAAACUGAGUGUGGACUUUAAUCAGAUCUACAAAGUACUUCGAAGCAACACCUGGAUUAGUGUUUGGUGAAUGCCAUGUUGACACAUGACACCAUUAAUUAGUUCCUCCUAUUGAGCUUCUAGCUGCUCCCCUUCAUCCCUUCAACAUUACCUCUUUAUACUUUACCAGGGAAAACUAGUACAAAAAAUUUCCCAAAUACCCAGCAGGCCAUUUUAUUCAGUGCUUUUUAAAAAAUAAUUGCAUAUCUAUAAAUAUGUCUACCUAAUCAUCCCAGGUGAUUGGAGUCCUGGGACUAGAUGUUGUCCAGUCAAUGCAUAUUUGAUUGAAUUUGUUGUCAGCUGUCAUUUCCUUUGUGUAAACAAGUAAGCAUACAUGAAUAAAUCAAUCAUCACAGCUCAGGUUAACAGGUAAGGAGCAAAACACUCAUGGCCCAGCCUAAGCCUGGGGUUCCUGGUCAGUGUUAUAUUUUCUGACGUGAACACAUGAGGGAAGGAUUGUCUUUCCUAGCAGGCUUUCAUAAAAUGUUAAUAGAAUAACUAAAGGAAUAAAUACACUUUUCUAAGGUAGUUUGCCAGGAAGAGAUUAGGGAAGUUUAGGGCAAAUCAGAGCCAUUCUUCCCAUUAGGAGCAAGUCACUUUAUUGCUGGAGGAAGAGCAUGGACAUGAAUGUCCCUGGGAGCUGGAGAGAGUUAUAGAGUAAUUCCUGUGGAGCAGCAGAAUCAUGCAAUUAACAAAAUGUUUUUGUGUCUUGUAUCUUAUUUCAGCUCCUACGAGGCUUACAAAAUUGGUGUUGUAGCAGUCAUGAUCUCCAUUUGAAAAGUGAAGUAAGCCCAGGGAGGUUGAUUGGCUUAUCCAGAUUAAGCAUCUAGUAUGCAUUGAUUUUAGCCAAAGUAUUGUUACUGCUGAUUACCACCAAGUGUCAGGACCAAGAUUUUCUGCCUCCCUACAUUCUGAGCCACUACAUCUUUCUCUAGUCUCUUGCUGUAGAAUACCAAUUUAGAAUGGAAAUUGAAAUGAUAUUUUCCUGCUUUCAAGGAAAGAAAACCAAUACAUCCCUGAUAAGGAAUUGGACGUGUACUAGAAUUAAAUUGUCAGCAAAUCACAAGGUUGUGUUAACACAGUGCAGUUAAGUUCUAUCAUCUGCCCAUACCCAUAGCUACUGUACUGAAAAGCUGUGAAUCCUAUUUGUAAGAACCUUCCAGUGAAGAACUUGGGAACCACACUGUUGAGAUUUAUUAAAGGACAAGUCCCUUGACAUCUCAGCAGAUGUUGCCAAGAAGCUAAUCUGGCAUGGUUUAUUAAAGAAGUUAUUUUCAUUUCAUGCUGUCUCAUACAUGCCAGAGCAAAUGCAUUUUACUUUUUUAAAAAUUCACUUUUCAUUACUGGGUAUCAAACCAGGGUAGUUAACCACUAAGCUACCUCUCCAUUCCUUUUUACUUUUUAUUUUGAGACAGGGCUUCACUAAGUUGCAGAGGCUGGCCUUGAAUGUGUGAUCCUCCUGUAUCUACUCCCAAGUCAGUAGGAUUAUAGGCAUACACAACCACACUCAGCAUAAAUGUAUUUUUUUUUUAUAGAUAAUGAUUUGUGUUUUCUGCUCCAAGUACUGCUAAAAAUAGUAAUCAUGAGAUUGUGGGGAGCUGGUUUGGUGACUAGAGCAGGUUGGAAAUAAAAUGGCUAUGUUCUAAGGUGUCUUCAAGAUCUCUAAAGAUGGAUGUUAUCUGACCUUAUUUGAAUUUUUAAUAUCAAUUUUUGGUGAGAGGUAGAAUAUAUUGAAAACUGAGUUUGCAGGUAACCCUAAAGACCCUUAGCAACAUUUCAAGGGGAAGUCAGUCAGCAGAUAUUAAUUGAACACUAGUGUUGGGCCAAGCAUUUCUUUAGGAGCUAGUGAUCAAGACAAAGUUCUUAUACUCACAAAACUUAAUAUUCCAGUGGGUAAAAAUGACAAUAGGGAUGUAAAUAAGAUAAAGAGUAUUAUAUAUAUCUGGAAAUUAUAACUGGGUAAUUUAAGAGAGAAUGACUAUCCCUGCUUUGUUAAUGUGUUCAGGGAAGACUUCUCUGAAGAGGAGACACUUUGAAAGAAGUUGGAAAAGCUUUCUUAAGGUUUUUUGUCCAGUGUUCUGGGGAAUUGUUUCAUCUGUCAGCUUCAGAAGCUAUUUUACAUAAUCAGGUGCCUGUUAUUUCUUACUUCUUCUCUACUCCUUAUUGUUCUCUUAUGUAGUCUAAGGCCCUAGAGAAUGUACUGAAUUGCUAUUCUUGCUCACAUUUCUAGAUGGUUCUUUGUAAGCAAAUUUGUGUCUGAAGACCUAAUACCGAGUGGAAAUGGUUAUAGAAUCUGUUCCUCAAGCUCUUACCAAGAGACUCAACAGAGGGAUGGUUUCAGCCUCAGCACAGAAACAGGAAGUACAUAUGGAGGAGACAACAGUUCUGGGUACAACAGAGGAAUCUCCUACCUCACCUCUCAGUGGGGGUUCAGCCCCUGGAGCCCACCUGGAACCUCCUCAUGACUCAGGGGCACACCACCUCCCCAAUGGGCAUUUCGCUCAACUUGCAUCUAUAGUUCCGGCUCAUUCCCAGAUGGGGAACUCAGGAGACCAAGUAAUGGCCACUGUGCUUCAGAUGGUCAAGGCCCAGGAGACUGCCACAAAUGAGGACCUGUCAGUGGACUGUACACAGAAGAAGUGGAAAGGCCCUGCUGUCAGGCAGAGAGCCCUGUACCGGAAUACAGUACUGGAAAACUACAGCAUCAUGAACUCACUGGCAGGUGAGAACAGGAUGGAGAGUUCUGAAUUCACUCCAAAGCAGACCAUUUCUAAAGGAUCAGAGUCAUCUGAUAGGUCACCAGGGGGACUCUUUGGGGUGACUUCUAUGGGACCAGAAGUUGAAGAUGUCUGUGAAGAUACUUUGAGGAAGCUGGAAGGGCAGCCCUCAGAUGAAGAGGGGAACAGUUUGGAAAUCAAUUUUUUGGAGAUAACAGAUGAGGAUAAGAACUCCACAAAAGACAGAUGUGAGGAUUAUAAGGAAGUAGGGGAACAUCCAAAUCUGUCCCCCAGUCCUGAGGAAUAUCAAGGAGUCCCAAAGGGACAGAAAUUCUUUCAGUGUGAUGAAUGUGGCAAAGUGUUCUAUUGGAGUUCACACCUCAUUGGUCACCAGAGAAUCCACACUGGAGAGAAACCCUAUGAGUGUAAUGAGUGUGGUAAGACCUUCAGGCAGACCUCCCAGCUAAUCGUUCACCUCAGAACUCACACUGGGGAAAAACCCUAUGAAUGCAGUGAGUGUGGGAAGACGUAUCGGCACAGCUCCCAUCUCAUUCAACACCAGAGACUUCAUAAUGGGGAGAAACCCUAUAAAUGUAAUGAUUGUGCAAAAUCUUUCACUCAGAGUUCUCAACUCAUUGAUCACCAAAGAACCCAUACUGGGGAGAAACCUUACGAAUGCAAUGAGUGUGGAGAAGCAUUCAUUCGGAGCAAAAGUCUUGUCCGACAUCAGGUUCUUCACACUGGUAAGAAACCUUACAGGUGUACUGAGUGUGGGAAAGCCUUCUGUUCUAACAGAAAUCUUAUUGACCAUCAGAGGAUCCACACUGGAGAGAAGCCUUAUGAAUGUAAUGAAUGUGGCAAGGCCUUUAGUCGGAGUAAAUGUCUUAUUCGACAUCAGAGCCUCCACACUGGGGAGAAACCAUACAAAUGCAGUGAAUGUGGGAAAGCCUUCAGUCAGAAUUCUCAACUCAUUGACCAUGAACGAAUUCAUACUGGAGAAAAGCCCUUUGAAUGUAGUGAGUGUGGUAAGGCUUUCAGUCUAAGUAAGUGCCUUAUUCGGCACCAGAGGCUUCAUACAGGUGAAAAACCCUAUAAAUGCAAUGAGUGUGGAAAAUCCUUCAAUCAAAACUCUCACCUCAUUAUACACCAGAGAAUCCACACUGGUGAGAAGCCCUAUGAAUGUCAUGAGUGUGGGAAGGUGUUCAGUUACAGCUCUAGCCUUAUGGUACAUCAGAGAACCCAUACUGGGGAAAAGCCCUACAAAUGCAAUGAUUGUGGGAAAGCCUUUAGUGACAGUUCACAGCUUAUUGUGCACCAGAGAGUUCACACUGGAGAGAAACCUUAUGAAUGUAUUGAGUGUGGGAAAGCUUUUAGUCAGCGAUCCACUUUUAAUCACCACCAGCGGACUCACACUGGUGAGAAACCCUCGGGUAUGUCUCACUCAGCAUCAUAAGGCAUGGUUUUCUUGAAAAAGAGAAUAAGGAACUUCAGUGAAGUUUUUUUUUUUUUCCUUGGUAAUACUGGGGAUUGAUAAUGGUAAUUGGCCUUUCACAUGCUAGUCAAGCAUUCUGCUACUGUGCUGUGUCCUAGCCCUUUUUCAAAAUUUUUAUUUUUGAGACAGAGUCUCACUAAGUUUCUCCCGCUGGCUUUGAACUUUCAAUCCUCCUUCCUCAGCCUUUAGAUUAGCUGGAAUUAUAGGUAUGCACCACUGUGCCCAACUUGAAGCUUUCUUUAUAAGAAUCAUGUUCAUCCUGGUCUCCCUUGGAACCUUUCAUCUAAGUGGACCAUUGUCAAUUUUCAUUGAGUCACCAAAUUGGGAAUAACUUACUGCAGUCCUUCUCCAUUAUUGGGAAAGUAAGGACUAUGCAUUUCAUUUACUUGUUGGUUUCCCUAUUCCUUUAUUUUUUGAGACUGUUUUAAUGUCUGUCUCAUUUUUUAUUUAUCCAUCCCACAAUCAGACUGUGUGCUUCUCAAGGACAAAGGUAAUUUCUGUGUAUUUUAGGUCCCCCGUUUCACCAUUUCCCAAAGGCAUUCUUCAAGCUAUGAUUCCUUCUCUUUCUCUUGGCUUGUCUCCAUGUAGUGUUUAAGCUUUCUGCCAUCUGUAGCUUAUCAUCUGUGUUCUCUUCCUAGAAAACUUUUUUCUUCCUGUUUGAUAAUCUAAAAUUCUUUCAUAACCUUCAAAAAUCUAUCUUGUGUCUUAAGGAUUUUCUUCCCCUGCUUCUUUAUUCCUCUUAAACAUCUAUUGAUUUGACCUCAGUGCUUUAAAUGACUGGUGCUAUCAGGUGUAACUGUGUUAAAUUGCUUUGUAAAUGUUUUCAAUGCACAGUGUUUACUUUCAUACCCCCUUACUUUUGGCUCAUUGAGGUCAAGUAUAUAUCUUUAUCUUUCAGCAUAUAGAUAAUUGUUUGUAUAUACUAGCUGUUAAAUAAAUAAGUUUUAAACCUCAACUCUGAA
Ictidomys tridecemlineatus (thirteen-lined ground squirrel) is the source of this 6337-nucleotide messenger RNA. The record is from RefSeq and is a predicted model, not a curated record. NCBI's taxonomy places the organism in Eukaryota, Metazoa, Chordata, Mammalia, Rodentia, Sciuridae.